UCACCACCACUACUACUAACACUUGCUGCUUUUGCUACUACUACUACUACUACUACUACUACUACUACUACUACUACUACUACUACUACUACUACUACUACUACUACGACUAUUGCCACUACUACUACUACGACUACUACUACGACUACUACGACUAUUACCACCACUACUACUACUACGACUACUACCACCACUACUACUACUACUACUACUACUACUACUACUACUACUACUGCUGAUCCUGCAGCCACUACUACUACUACUACCACCAUGGAUCCUGCUGCUACUACUACCACCAUGAAUCCUGCUGCUGCUACUACCACCAGAGCUUCUACUUCUACUGUGACUGAUUCUGAUGGUAGUACUAUUACUCAAACCGUUAUUAGUACUGUCAAGGUUAUUCCUACUAUUAUUAUUACUAGUAUCACACUUAUAACUACUGUUAUUGGUCCGAACGCUGAUGUUAGUACUACUACUAUUACGAGUACUAGGGUUACUAAAACUGCAAGUGUUCCUGUUGCUACUAUUGAUACUUCUACUACUACUAGUACUACUGCGUUUGAUCCUAAUGCUAAUACUACUACUAGGAUCUAUCUUCCUGCUAUUGUUACUACUACGACUGUUUUUGAUGUUACUAUUACUACUAGCAAUAUCCCUGCUUAUGAUGCUAAUACUACUAUUAUUAAGAAUACUUCUCCUAUUACUAUUACGAGAGUUCCUAAUUGUCAUUCUACUGACACUCGUACGACUAUUCCUCAUGCUCAUACUACUAGUACUGCUAUUACGUCUUAUCCUUCUGUUACUUCUGUUGUUACUGUUACGAAUACUGCUGAUGGUAUUAUUACUACUACAACUAUUGUUAGAACUGCCGCUAAUGGUAUUAAUACUACUACUAUGACUGUUACUAAGCUUUCUUCUUCUCGUGUUACUUUUACUACCAGUACUACUAGUAUCACUAUCAAAUUUGAUCCUAGUCUUGCCCGCUUGGUUAUGGCAUCCACUUGUCACUGCUGCUGCCAUUGCUGCAUGUGCAUGUGCUGCAUCUAUCACCGCGACGACUGCAACCGUUACAUCAACAGCUAACACGACCGCUACCACGACCGCUACCACGACCGCUACUACCUCUAAUACUACCACUAUUACUACUUCUACUACUACUACGACUGUUGCUGCCUCUACUAUUACUACUACUAUCACUACUAUUACUAUUACUGUC
This is a messenger RNA of Bombus pyrosoma, 1216 nucleotides long. Its product is annotated as integumentary mucin C.1-like. The transcript has a single exon. NCBI's taxonomy places the organism in Eukaryota, Metazoa, Arthropoda, Insecta, Hymenoptera, Apidae. The record is from RefSeq and is a predicted model, not a curated record. The annotation marks the transcript as partial.